AUGUCAGAUAGUUGGGGUGAACCUCAAAUUAGAAAUCAAGAUGCAUCUUGGGGGUUAGAAACAUCCUCACAGGAACGAAAUCCCGAAAAUAACACUAAUUUUUCGCAGCAAAAAGAACGUUCCUGGGAACAAGGUGACAAUAAUACUCAGAAAGGAGUUUGGGUUUUUUCCGAGUCAGACACUGCUAUUCACGAUUCAGCGUGGGAAGAUACUACUCAAGCUAUUAUACGCGAUUCGUCUUGGGAUAAUAAAAGAAAGGUAAAAGCAGCUGCUGAUACGCCUUUGAAUAAUAAAAAAGUGACAAAAUCCACUACCCGUGGUAAUGCUGGUGGCAGUACGUCCUUGAAUAAUAGCAAAAAAGUAGAACCCAAAACAGUUGUUUCACCAUGGAAUACCGUUAAAGACGUAGCGAAAUCUACUACUUCUACUGGUAGUACGUCGUUGAGUACUAACAAAAAAGCAGAACCAAAAACGGCUAUUUCGCCGUGGGAUGAAGAUACUGAAGAGGCGGAUAAUCACGUCGAACAUGAAAAUGAUAAAUCCAAUACUGGCGAUUCACCAUGGGAUAAUAGUGACAAUGCUAGAGAUUCACCAUGGGUUAAUAGUAAUGUCAAGGCUAUUGAUGACUCACCGUGGGGUAGUCAGAAAAAAGCAAAACAAGAUACUCGCGAUUCGAAAUGGGAUAAUAAAAGAAAAGUAGAUUCGCGACGAGACAGUAAGAGAAAAGUAAAUCCUGAUAAGCCAUGGAAUAAAAGAAAUAGUAGUGAGAACGUCGAAAAAAAUAAAUUUAAAUCUGGCAUUGGUGGAUCAUCUUUGGAUAGCAAUGCUGGAGAUUCUCCUUGGGAUAAUAAUAGUGUAAAAGAAGAGGCUAGUAUUGCAGUUUCGUCAUGGGAUAAUACUAAGAAAAUCCAAGAGCAAAGUGCCGGAAUCACAUCCUGGGAUAACAUUAAACCGAAUGCUGCAAUUUCGACUUGGGAUAACGAUAAUAAUGAUCAUAGUGCCAAAAUCACGUCAUGGAGUGAUGAUAUUGAUGACGGUGUUAAUGAGAAUAAUAAUAAUCGUCAAGAGCCGAAUGCCGAAAUCACGUUGGAUAACAACAACAACAAUAAUCAAAAAUCCGAUCCCGGAAUUUCAUCAUGGGAUAACAAUAAUAAUCAAGAACCGAAUGCUGCAAUUUCGACUUGGGAGAACAAUAAUAAUGAUCCGGAUGCCAGAAUCACGUCUUGGGGUGAUGAUAAUGAUGAGGAUAAAGAGCCAAAUGCCGGAAUUGCGCCGUCGGAUAACAACAAUAGUCAAAAGUCCAAUCCCAGAAUUUCAUCAGAGGAUAACAAUAAUCAUCAUCAUCAAGAGCCGAAUACUGCAAUUUCGCCUUUAGAGAACAAUAGUAAUGCCAGAAUCGCGUCUUGGGAUAACAAUAAUAAUAUCAAUAGUAAUGAUUCGAAUACCGGAAUUACGUCUUGGAGUGAUAAUAGUGAUCGUCAAGAGCCGAAUGCCGAAAUCGCGUCUUGGGAUAAUAAUAAUCAUCCAAAGCCAAAUACUGGAAUCGCAUCUUGGGAUAACAAUGAUGAUAAUAACAAUCAAGAUCCGAAUCCUGCAAUUUCGUCGUGGGAUGACAAUAGUAGUAACAAGAAAAAGUCCAAUCCUAGAAUUUCAUCACGAGAUAAUAAUAAUAACCGAAAGUCAAAUAUCGCAAUUUCGACCUGUGAUAGCAAUGAUAAUAAUCCGAAUGCCGGAAUCGCCUCUUGGGAUAACAAUGAUGAUUAUAACAAUCAAGAUCCGAAUCCCGCAAUUUCGUCGUGGGAUAACAACAAUAAUCAUAAUAAUCAAAAGUCCAAUCCUGGAAUUUCAUCAUGGGAUAACAAUAGCAAUUAUCAAGAGCCGAAUGCUGUAAUCUCGACCUGGGAUCACAAUGAUGAUAAUCCGAAUGCCGGAAUCUCGUCUUGGGAUGACAAUGACAAUUAUAAUAAUCCGAAUGCGGGAAUCGCGUCUUGGGGUGACAAUAACAGCAACAAUAAGGAAGUAGAUUCAUGGGGUAAUAGCAACAAUAAGGAAGAAGAUUCAUGGGGUAACAGCAACAAUAAGGAAGAAGAUUCAUGGGGUAAGCAGCAACCAGAAUCGACAUGGGGCAAUCAUGAAGAACCAUUUACAGGAUAUUCUGAAAAACCUCAAAAUUGGAACAAUAAAAAUGAAGGAUAUCGAAAAGUUCGGGCAAACGAUGGUCCGUCUUAUCGUGAUAAUUAUGAUAAUCCGCCCAGAGGUGAAGAUACAUUUCAACGAGGUCAUGCAAAUCGUGCAUCUUUCAGUAGAAACAGCGAUGAAUCUCUCCCUGGUGAAUCUAAAUUAGCUGGUAGAAUCACGAGUCUUUACGGAAGUAUCCAUGCACCAAAAAGACCAGAUGGUGCACCUGUUGUUCCAUACGUUAAUAAAGAUCGUGUCUUGACUGGUGGUGCUCAUAAAAAAGUAGACGAAGAAGAAUUGGCUGCUCGAAUGGAAAAAAUCCGAAUAAACAACGAAAAAAUCAAGGAAAAAUUCAAACGUGAAACUAAUGCACGACGACGCACUGAAAAUCGUGAUUCACGCGAAUGGGAUAAAGAAAAACUUGAUACGGACUGGAAUUACGAUCGAACACCACGAAAUAACGAUCACGAUGAAUUUCCACGAAAUUAUCGCGGACAAAGUAACGACUUUGACAGAAGAAAUUCGCGUGACUAUAAUGAUGGCGGAGCAGGAUGGGGAAGAGGAGGACGUGAUCGUGAGGCUUAUAACGCUGAUAACAGGCCUCGUCAUGGAAGGAGAUAUAGCGAACACAGAAAUGAACCUAAUAAAGAAGCAUAUGGAGGUGGAAAUAGCUGGGCAGAACAACAAGAAUUAGAACAAACAGGCAUAAAAUCUAAACUUCCUUGGGAAACUGAAAAUGAAAAUCCGAAUGAUGAUAAUAAUUGGGGUGCAUCUGACAACCAAGCUCGUGAUGCAAACUAUUUCGAAACCAAUGAGAACUCGGAACUUCCAUCAAAUUCUGAAUCAGCAUGGUCCAAUGUACCAGAAGAAACGUUCAAAGCAGAAUUUGGUUGGGAUGAUGAGCCAGAACAAUCGCAUGACCGACGAGCUUAUAAUGCAUCCCACUCGGGUAAUGAUUGGAAUUCACAGUCAAACAACCAACAACGCCUGCGCCAAGAUGACAAUUCAUGGAAAAAAGACAUGCAAUGGGAUCCGACUUGUGUUAAUGAAGAAACAGACGUUAAAGGAUGGGAUUGA
Molecule: messenger RNA, 3255 nt
Organism: Ambispora gerdemannii
Lineage: Eukaryota; Fungi; Glomeromycota; Glomeromycetes; Archaeosporales; Ambisporaceae
Source: the annotation of a GenBank genome assembly